Molecule: messenger RNA, 1807 nt
Organism: Cotesia glomerata
Lineage: Eukaryota; Metazoa; Arthropoda; Insecta; Hymenoptera; Braconidae
Exons: 3
Coding region: 1102-1689 (195 amino acids)
Molecular function (GO): zinc ion binding; nucleic acid binding
Source: RefSeq, a predicted model, not a curated record
UAAAACAGCUGUGGAGGAAGACAACGUAGACGAAAUGUACGUUAACCUCAUGUUUAAGUGCGUCGUAGGCAAGUUAAAGAGCGUGUUCAGGCUCGAUGAAAACCACCCCGACGAAAAGGUGGAGGUGACAAUAAAAGGGAACAACGUUAUUCUCAUGACUCAGACGAAAGUCGAGUAUAAAGCAGGUGGGUGCGCAUCCAAAGUUUUGUUGUCAAAUAACACCUGCAAGAUAACAAAACAAGUCUCGAGACAGUACUGAUUUCGAAAGAAAUCAGAACAGACCCGAAAGAUUUCUCUUAAUUAAAGAAAAUAAAAUUAAAGAAAUCAUAUCUCGUUGGGUCACCUGUACGGUGGUCAGUGCUGUGCUCGGGCCUACUGUGCAGGGGACUAGGGCCUGAUUGUGUGAUAUCUUGUGUUCGGAUACACACAAUCGGACUCAUCUCAACUUGAUGAUGCUUGUGUUCGGCAAACCGGGUUAGAGACAAUGUCCAAAGCAUCGUGUUUGUAAAUGAAAACACAAACUAAUUAUUUACAAUUACAUUUCAGAUAAAACAUUCUUGACCAACGACGAGUGGAAAGCCCUAAACGAGUGGGUGGGCAGUUGGAAUGGUGAAACACCAUUGAUGCCUCGGACUGAAAUCCAACGAGAGCAGGAGGAGAUUGAUGAAAAUGAGCUGCUGGGAGGUGACGAUGAAUUACAAAAGAGUACUGACGACGUGGGCCACAAUACGAGUGUCGAUGAGAGUAAAAAGGGUGUUAACGACAGAACGAGUGAUAACGACGAGGAUACGACGGAACAAGUGGAUACGACCCAGACAGAACUCAUUAAAACAGGUAAAGGUCGACCUAAAAUAAUUGAAACAAUACCAACUAAAAUGUUGCUAAAUAAAUUUAAAACAGGCAAUCCUCCUCCUAAAUCCUCUGAAAAGGCUAAUGCAGCGGAUUCAAAGGGGUCCCCACAAAAAACACUACGAGCGAACGAUGCGGAUGGGGAUUGGAAGACAUGUUUCCAAGCAAUGAACAAUGUGCUUCAUCAGCACACGACAGUAUUGAACAAGGCGGUCGAAACGCAGAAAAAAAUUAGAACGAGUGCAUAAAGACAUGGCGAACGAGCAACGUCUUAAUCAAAAGCAAAUUGACGAGAGGUUAUCAGAUGUAGACAAACGAAUGGACCAAUUGAAAGAGUACAUGAAGUCUCAGGCAGAGGCGAACAAAAAGCAGAUGAAAAGUACCGAAACAGGAACUGCACUGACGGCCAAGAAAGAUCCGAAAACGAGAUGUUACAAGUGUUCGGAUAUUGGUCACCUCAGUUACGAGUGUCCCCGAAAGGGUUCAGGGAUGCAUAAAUGUUACGAGUAUAACCAAUUCACGAAGCACAAAGCAAACGAGUGUCCCCAACGACUGGAACGACUAAAACGAAGUGGUGGUUCACGAGGCAGAGGGCGAACGAGUGGAACAGGCAGGUAUAAUUAUCUUAAAAAUUCACAAGGUUUUAAAAAGGUCAACGACAGACUGAAUCAGAAAAGGAGAAAUAUCGACUACUCAGGAAGCAGUGAGACUAAGAAACCCAGGUUUGGAGCCUAUAGAGGACGUGGUGGACACAAAACCCCCAACCAGCAUGGUCAAAAUAAAAAUGGGAAUGUAAAAAUAGCGGAGUCAGCAAAGGGAACGAGAGAACGAAAAGGAUAAGGGUAUAGUAGUGGCUAAGUUUCUGGCUGAUUCAGGUGCAACAGAGCACCUUACACAUUCCAAAGUUAUUUUUAAGUCUCUGGACGAGAGAAAUUACGGGACGAUAAAAUGCACGAAC